Messenger RNA from Piliocolobus tephrosceles (Ugandan red Colobus), 3597 nucleotides. RefSeq names its product solute carrier family 49 member 4 (gene SLC49A4). Gene Ontology annotation, molecular function: transmembrane transporter activity. NCBI's taxonomy places the organism in Eukaryota, Metazoa, Chordata, Mammalia, Primates, Cercopithecidae. The record is from RefSeq and is a predicted model, not a curated record. The transcript has 9 exons. Gene Ontology annotation, cellular component: membrane; intracellular membrane-bounded organelle. Bases 391 to 1824 code for a protein of 477 amino acids. Gene Ontology annotation, biological process: transmembrane transport.
UUUAACCUGGACACGUCCUCCAAACACCCCAGGGUUCCUUGCCCAACCUCCUCGAAUACAGCCUCUCUGCGAGUUUCCCUCUCCCUGACUCAGCCGCGCUUGUCCCUGCCUUUUCAGCGCUACCUGCCCUCAGUCUAGGACCCGGCUCCUUUCCUCUCGCCGGUGUCUCCCCGCCACCCGCGGAGGGGAGGGCGGACCCCAGCCUCCCUGCCGCCUGCCCCGCCUCCCCGCCGGCCCGGCUCGGGCCGCGCAGGCGCACGAGGCGCGGCCCGGAGGCCGAGGGCGACCACAGCAGCCUCCGCCUCCCACUGCUCCGUACGAUUCUGCCCUGGGCUAGUCGGCGGUGACCUGGCCUGAGCCCGGCAUUGGCUUCGCGCGCGACGCGUCGCCAUGGGCUCUCGUUGGAGCAGCGAAGAGGAGAGGCAGCCGCUGCUGGGGCCCGGGCUCGGGCCUGGGCUGGGGGCCUCCUGGAGAAGCCGGGAGGCGGCGGCGGCGCUGCCCGCGGCGGUCCCGGGUCCCGGGCGGGUGUACGGGCGCCGCUGGCUGGUGCUGCUGCUCUUCUCGCUGCUGGCGUUCGUUCAGGGCCUGGUCUGGAACACCUGGGGUCCCAUCCAGAACUCGGCGCGCCAGGCCUACGGCUUCUCCAGCUGGGACAUCGCGCUGCUCGUGCUGUGGGGGCCCAUCGGCUUCCUGCCCUGCUUCGCGUUCAUGUGGCUCCUGGACAAGAGAGGUCUCCGGAUAACUGUGCUCCUGACAUCCUUCCUUAUGGUUUUGGGAACUGGUCUAAGAUGCAUACCUAUAUCAGACUUAAUGCUUAAAAGAAGAUUAAUUCAUGGAGGACAGAUGUUAAAUGGAUUGGCAGGUCCAACUGUAAUGAAUGCAGCACCAUUUCUCUCCACAACGUGGUUUUCUGCAGAUGAAAGGGCCACAGCCACAGCUAUUGCAUCAAUGCUCAGUUAUCUUGGGGGAGCAUGUGCAUUUUUAGUUGGACCACUUGUUGUUCCAGCUCCCAAUGGGACAUCACCUCUUCUCGCUGCAGAGAGCAGCAGGGCGCAUAUUAAAGAUCGCAUAGAGGCUGUGUUAUAUGCAGAAUUUGGAGUUGUCUGCUUAAUAUUUUCUGCAACACUAGCGUAUUUCCCACCCCGACCUCCUCUUCCUCCCAGUGUUGCUGCAGCUAGCCAGCGGUUGAGUUAUCGGAGAAGCGUCUGUAGAUUAUUAAGCAAUUUUAGAUUUUUGAUGAUUGCUUUAGCAUAUGCCAUACCACUUGGUGUAUUUGCUGGCUGGUCUGGAGUUCUGGACUUAAUUUUAACACCAGCGCAUGUCAGCCAAGUAGAUGCUGGCUGGAUUGGAUUUUGGUCCAUAGUUGGAGGCUGUGUUGUUGGAAUAGCUAUGGCAAGGUUUGCAGAUUUUAUCAGGGGUAUGCUGAAACUAAUUCUUCUCCUCCUGUUUUCUGGAGCUACGCUGUCAUCCACGUGGUUCACCCUGACCUGUUUGAACAGCAUCACACACCUACCUUUAACCACAGUGACGUUGUAUGCCUCCUGUAUUCUCCUGGGAGUGUUCUUGAAUAGCAGUGUACCUAUAUUUUUUGAGCUUUUUGUGGAAACUGUCUACCCAGUCCCAGAAGGAAUUACUUGUGGAGUUGUCACUUUUUUAAGUAAUAUAUUUAUGGGAGUACUUUUAUUUUUUCUCACAUUUUAUCACACAGAGUUGUCUUGGUUCAACUGGUGCCUUCCCGGGUCGUGUUUGCUCAGUCUCCUCCUCAUUCUAUGCUUCAGGGAAUCCUAUGACAGACUCUAUCUUGAUGUGGUUGUCUCCGUUUAAUAGCACAGACUUGAAGGAGUUUAAAAGGAGGCUGGAAAUCAAUACUGCACACUGCACAUUUGCUCGGAAUUGCACAUCUAACAGGAAAAGAGGGAGAAGAAAGAAACUUCAUUCAGAGGUUUUGUUAGGUUACAGAUUAUCACAUUAAUUUAAUUACUACUAGGUAAUAAUAAUAAUAAUGGGAGACUUGAGUGAUAAUAGGGGAUUUUAAAACUCUACAGAUGGCAUACCUGUGCCUGAUUCUGGGGUUGGAAGUGUGACUUCUUACACGUAAAGCACUACCUAAGUAAUACUCUCUCUGUUUUGUGCCAGUGCUAAACUACUGAUUACUUGUAAUUAUGAAAAGAAAUAAAGGGUGUCUAUCACAUGAGGAUAACGCCUUCCCUAAGUCACAUAAUCAGAAUAGGAAGAUAUGCCACUAACUUCUAAAGAAGUUCAAACCCUGUAUCCAGUUUUAAUGAUAAAAUAGCCAAGAGGUAUAUCGAUGAUAGAAAUUAGCCAUGUGUACACUACAUUUUUUCUAAUAAAGCCAUUUCUUAUAUGACUCCUUAUUUUAAUCAGGUCAGAAGCCCUUGGCCAUCUUUACUAUGGUGAUCAGGUGCUUUCCAGUGACUUCCGAGCAUAGGCACUGUGUCUCCAUCUCAACUUAUCCUUGUUUCUGUGAAAUACAAUUUCAUCUACUAGGCCCUUAAAUAAUUAUGUGAGGGUGACUAAAUGUUUAGUGUAAUUACAUUAAAUAUUGUAUGAAAAAUGUAAUUCCAUUAGGAUCUAGCACUUUGUUACAAAUGAAAUGACAAGUCACAUAGACAUACUGUGUCUUCUGCCUGUUUAUGGUGGCAUGAGAUGUAACGUCCAGAGCCAACCAUUAUUUACCAGGGUUAGAUUUUAUUCAGUGACCCUAGUUUAAAAAUAAUAAUUUAUCACAUUGAAACUCAGCCCUGUGGAAUGAUUUCUGAAUUACAUCCUGUGUUUCAGCUUAGGUUGUAAAAUACUCCAUUCUCUGUGGAGUCAGUGUAUUUGAGAGGGCAGUGUUUUGCCAGUACCUAUCUUCUUUCUAUAGACGAUAGCUUUUUAAAAAAUAAGAGUUCCACAUUGGGUAGCUCUCAGAAACAGAUUUCACCGUGACAUAAAAUACGCUGCAGUGGGAGUAUGGUAUCACCACUAUUCAUAUUUACAUCAUUCCCCUCACACAGAAAAACCAACCCUUUUCCCAAAAAGUCAAGAAUACUACUAUACCUUUAUUAUUCUCAGCUUCCUCCAGCCCCUCUUCUUGUUUUUCCUCACUUGAAAUUGUACGUUCAUUGUCAGCUAAGUAUAUAUACUUUUGUGUUUUUCUGGACAGAGUGCAAGUGGCUCUUAUUAGCCAAGGUGGUGAAGUAUGGUUCAGGAAAGCUGGGCAACACUGGGCCCUGCUCCUCUCUGCACCUGUGUACGCCAUGACACACCCAUAUGCAGAUCCCCAAGUCUCUCUCCCCUCCCCCUUAGCAAGUACAAGGCUGUGCAUUAACUCACCUCGGUCCUAGAGGAGCAACCUAGUACUGCUUGGCAACUUCUAAGACCCUAACUUGUGAAACUAGGGAAGUAAGAAACCGUUCAAAUUUAACAUCUGUCUUCAGUCAUCUUUAAAUCAUCUGUCUUUAUAAACACCCUGCUCACAUAGCAGAAAGACUGAAGGAACUAAGGAACUUGCUAAAGAGAAGAAGAAAAACAAAAGCUAGACUUAGUUCCAGUUAAUUCUGUAAUUCUUCUGAAAUAAAAAUGAAAUAAAAGGAA